CGCCGGGUCAUUCUCUUCAGCCCUGCGGCGGUGUAACCGCCUUCCAUCCCCGGGACGCGGCCGUCCCCUGGCUCCGGCCGCCGGGGACCAUGGAGUUCGCGGAGCUGAUUAAGACCCCGCGGGUGGACAAUGUGGUGCUCCACCGACCAUUCUAUCCCGCCGUUGAGGGGACCUUGUGUCUAACUGGCCACCACCUGAUCCUGUCCUCCCGGCAGGACAACACGGAGGAGUUGUGGCUCCUCCAUUCAAACAUCGAUGCCAUCGACAAGCGAUUUGUGGGGCCACUGGGUACCAUCAUCAUAAAGUGUAAAGAUUUUCGAAUAAUUCAGUUGGAUAUUCCUGGAAUGGAGGAAUGUUUGAAUAUAGCCAGUUCCAUUGAGGCAUUAUCUACCCUGGACUCCAUCACUCUGAUGUACCCUUUCUUUUACCGGCCCAUGUUUGAAGUGAUAGAAGAUGGCUGGCAUUCUUUCCUUCCUGAGCAAGAAUUUGAGCUCUACUCUUCAGCUACCAGUGACUGGAGGUUAAGCUAUGUUAAUAAGGAAUUUGCGGUCUGCCCCUCUUACCCGCCAAUUGUCAUAGUACCCAAAUCCAUUGAUGAUGAAGCUCUUCGGAAGGUGGCUACAUUUCGACAUGGAGGACGCUUCCCAGUACUCAGCUAUUAUCAUAAAAAAAAUGGAAUGGUAAUUAUGCGAAGUGGUCAGCCACUGACUGGCACAAAUGGGAGACGGUGCAAAGAAGAUGAGAAGCUGAUCAAUGCUACCCUCAGAGCAGGAAAGCGUGGCUACAUCAUUGAUACUCGAUCUCUAAAUGUAGCUCAGCAAGCUAGAGCCAAAGGAGGCGGCUUUGAGCAAGAAGCUCAUUAUCCCCAGUGGAGGCGGAUUCAUAAGUCCAUUGAGAGGUAUCACAUUCUUCAGGAGAGCUUAGUCAAACUUGUGGAAGCUUGUAAUGACCAAACACAUAACAUGGACCGAUGGCUUAGUAAAUUGGAGUCUUCCAACUGGCUGACUCAUAUCAAAGAGAUUCUGACAACUGCCUGUCUAGUGGCUCAGUGUAUCGACAGGGAAGGAGCAUCCAUAUUGAUUCAUGGAACAGAAGGCACUGAUUCCACACUUCAGGUGACCUCCCUGGCCCAGAUCAUCUUGGAACCAAGAAGCAGGACCAUCCGUGGUUUUGAGGCCCUGAUAGAAAGAGAGUGGCUGCAGGCUGGUCACCCGUUCCAACAGCGCUGUGCACAGUCGGCCUAUUGUAAUAGUAAGCAGAAAUGGGAGUCACCUGUAUUUCUUCUCUUCUUGGAUUGCGUGUGGCAGAUACUUCGUCAGUUCCCUUGUUCUUUUGAAUUUAAUGAGAAUUUCCUCAUCAUGCUCUUUGAGCACGCUUAUGCCUCACAAUUUGGAACGUUUCUGGGCAACAAUGAAAGUGAAAGAUGUAAGUUGAAGCUACAGCAGAAAACGAUGUCGCUGUGGUCUUGGGUCAAUCGGCCCAGUGAACUGAGUAAAUUCACCAAUCCUCUCUUUGAAGCCAACAACCUUGUCAUCUGGCCUUCGGUUGCUCCACAGAGUCUUCAGCUCUGGGAGGGUAUUUUCCUGCGUUGGAACAGAUCCUCCAAGUAUUUGGAUGAAGCAUAUGAAGAAAUGGUUAACAUCAUUGAAUAUAAUAAGGAAUUACAAGCAAAAGUAAAUCUCCUUAGGAGGCAGUUGGCAGAACUGGAGACUAAGGAUGGGAUGCAGGAGAGUCCCUGAAAGGUGUCCCCACACCUGUGUAAAACCUUCCCACACCCGUAUCCCACCUCUCUCUCCUUUUGAUCUUUAGCUCACUUUUACAUAGUAGCCUUGAACUUAAGGCUUUAGAUAUGAGAACCCUCUAAUCUAAUGGAUUUCUCAAUACUUUAUGAAUGCAAUUUACUAUAAUUACACAUGUUUCAUGUGGCCUCUUAGGCCUUUUUACUUUGGGAGCAGGAAGGAGGUGCUAGUUGUUUUAUUUUAUUUUAUGCGAACCAGGUGACCUAUGUAAUACCAUUAGUGUUAUGCACCAUUUCAUCAUAAGCUUUCUGUGUCUACUUUCCAAACAGUGCUUCAGACCAGUCAAGGUUAUGAAUAAUCUCUUUAGGGGAUAUGUUAAUUUUAAAAAAAAGAUUAGACGCUUAAACAUUUUGAAAAUAUAAAUAUUUUUCAAAACUGAAAUGGUAGAUAAACCAAGAAUGUUAUGUUUAACAUGCCAUUUCCAAUACCUUUGCCAUUCUCUUUAAAAUAGUUUUGGAGUAACAGAGAUGAACUCAGUCUCACUCUGGUUUGUCAGGAGAGGAAAUUCUGAAUAUUUAUUCAAGGUAAAUUAUUUUUACAAGGGCAACAGGUAUAGUCCUCUGCUAUUUACCUUAAGAAGUAAAUUUAACAGUAGACAGUAAAAGUAUGUGCAAUAUAGAAAUAAAGUAGGAAUUUGUUACUGAUAUGGUAUUGUUACUGUUGAAUUGGUUUUUCAGGUUUUUAUCAUACAUAUUAAAUAUGUAUCAGAUGCUGGACGUAACAUUGAACCAUCAUUUAUAAUAGAUGUUAAUUUGUUAUAAUUAAGCUACAAAUAUGGUUUCCUUAAACCAGAGAUACACUGCCCUUGUCUGACAUUCUCAUUGUACUGGUUUAUGUAUAUAUGUGUGUGUUUUAUUUGUUUUGUUUUAUUUUUAAGUAUUCUAAGUGUUUACGAAUACUAAAAUUACAACUUUCAUGGUGGUGUGAGCCUUUGAAAAUGUAUCUGGGCUCUGCUGAUUUGUCCAUUAUAUGUUAGGCAAAUGUAAUUUAAGUGGAGGUGAAAGAUUAUGAACAUGAUGCAGCUAUGUUUUAAACUUCAGAUUGAAAUGUUUCAAUGUUAUAGGAAAAGUGAUGACUAUACUUAUGCUGUGCUAGUUCAUGCCCGAAACUCUAAAAGUUUGCAAUUCAGUGCUUUCCAUGUACGUUUCUGUUUUGUGGAAUUGCCCAUUUUAACAAAUACUGUCAAUUCCCGUUAUUCUUUAAAAAGAUAGUUGAAAAAUAAUCAUUAAUACCAUUUCUACCCCAUCUACAUAUAACCAUUUCAGUGUAAAACAUACCAAGUCUGAACCCUGCUUUAGAGCUAUGUAUUGAGCUAAAAAUACAAUUUUUAUAAAUUGACUCUAUCAGAAUCUCUGGCCACAUUCAGAAGCUUUAAAAAGUGACAAAUUUUUUGUAUCCCCAGUUGCCCAAGUUUUAUCUUUUUUCUGUCUCCUCAGACUUGCAGCAAAAGGCUGGACAACAAUUCAUAGUCAGAACUCUCUUUUGGUAAAUGUGCCUGCCUUCUCCUAUCAACUCCGUUUUGUUCUCGACUUAUUUUCUUGGCUAUAGUUGUGAAUCUCGGGCAUUAAAGCCCUCACCAAAA
Molecule: messenger RNA, 3381 nt
Organism: Myotis brandtii (Brandt's bat)
Lineage: Eukaryota; Metazoa; Chordata; Mammalia; Chiroptera; Vespertilionidae
Gene: MTMR9
Product: myotubularin related protein 9
Exons: 10
Coding region: 90-1739 (549 amino acids)
Biological process (GO): negative regulation of autophagy
Source: RefSeq, a predicted model, not a curated record